This is a messenger RNA of Pisolithus orientalis, 3544 nucleotides long. Its product is annotated as ARM repeat-containing protein. Gene Ontology annotation, cellular component: cytosolic [4Fe-4S] assembly targeting complex. The record is from RefSeq and is a predicted model, not a curated record. Gene Ontology annotation, biological process: iron-sulfur cluster assembly. The transcript has 22 exons. NCBI's taxonomy places the organism in Eukaryota, Fungi, Basidiomycota, Agaricomycetes, Boletales, Pisolithaceae. The coding region runs from base 56 to 3181 and encodes 1041 amino acids.
CGGUCAUGUCGGGACUAUUUGGAACUCUGAAAUUGAUCUAAUCUCAUCCACACCAAUGGAGGGACUGGAGCGUCACAUUCGCUCUUGGUUUGCCUCUGAAAAGGCUGCAGAAAUAGAACAUGUCAUUUCGGCAUUAUCAUCCGGAGAAUCCUCUCUUCUCGAUAUCGUCAAAGCAUUAGGAGAGUAUUUAACCUCGGAGGAGGAUACUUUGCGCACGAAAGGAAUGUGGGCUUCAAGCGUCCAGUUUUUGUCGCUAGUCAUUGAGGGAUACCCGAAGGAAAAGCUCAACCGACAAGCAGUGCACGUCCUUGCAACUUUCUACUGCACGAAGUUGGAGGAUACCGAAACGAUCACGCCAGCUCUUAGAGGUCUCUCACAUCUGGUCAAGUCCCCUGCACUGGCAUCCUCUGACGUACCUGAUCUUCUCAACGCUAUGUUCACCCAUGUCAAGAUGAGAGUGCUGGUGCAAACAACUCGUUUCUUCGUUUUCAACACCAUCGACACGCUACUAAAGAGUCACCCGGAUGACCUCAAAGCCAUGGGAGAUCAGUUCGUGGAAGGCUAUGCUGCUUUGGCGUCGGGGGAAAAGGACCCUAGGAACCUGACGGUUGCCUUCGCCAUUGCCCGCGUGAUACUCACGGAAUUCGAUAUCUCCAAGCACGUGGAGGACUAUUUUGACAUUACCUUCUGCUACUUCCCCAUCACGUUCCGACCACCACCCAACGAUCCAUACGGGAUCAGUGCUGAUGAUCUCAAGUCUUCCUUGCUACCGUGUUUAAGCGCGACUCCUGCUUUCGGCCGUCUUGGAGUCCCCCUCUUUCUGGAAAAACUCACCGCUGGGUCACCUGUCACCAAGCGAGACACUCUCCGAGCUAUGUCUCAGUGUCUGCCUGUCUAUGGCCCGUCAGUGGCUCGUGAGUUUGGCACAAAGUUAUGGAGCGCCUUGAAGCUCGAGAUUUUCCAGCCAGUCGAUCCUGCCACAGAAAAGGCUUCGUUGGACACACUUCAAGUCUUCGUGCGCGUGUUGCAGUCUAAUCCGGUCGUCACUGACGAAGGUCAAUCUGAUAACAUGGACGAUCUUGUUCGGACAGUUUGCGUUGACUGUCUCGAAGCAAUUGGCGAGCCUGAAAAGCCGCAGGCGACAGCUGGAAUGAAGAUUCUAUGUUCAUUUCUUACCAUUGCCCAAGACCUGUCGUCGUAUGCAGUUGCACAGGCUGCAGACAAGCUAGUUACCAUCUUCCACGACCCUAUGGAAGUUUCGAAUCGCCCAUCCGUGAUUACUCUUCUGACGGACCUCCUCAAUUCCUUGGCACCACCUGAAGACCUGCCCACACCUGAUAAGCCCGUAGUAACAGAAAGUGGCUCUACCCCUUUGCUGCAAGACCUGCUUGCUCCUUCGAAAGAUGCCGUACUCGGACUGCUUAUUGUCGGGCUUAAGGCUCCCACCACUCGAGUGCCAAGCCUCCACGGGCUGGCUGCAUUAAUACGCAUACCUUCUGCGGUAACAAAGGACGAGCUAGGGUACAUAGUCUUGGAAGUGAGCGAGUUCGUCGGCAAAGAACCAGACGAGGCCGAGGAUGUCACUUCAGACGUACUGUCGCUACUGUCGUCUAUUGCUAUUCUCGCACCACAACAUCUCGCCUCACAACGUACAGAGUAUUGGCGCGCACUGAGCUCUUUGAGUCAGCUAUGUGCUCAUCCAGAGCUAUUCGAGACCUUCGUGAUUCGGCUUACGACAAAAUUGGACUUGCUCCGUUCCCCAUUGCCCACCGCUUUAGCUGAUCCUCCUCCCGCAUAUAUACCGGAUGCGAAGGAAAUGGAACCUACUGCAGCAUAUGCUCACGCUAUCCUGACUGCCCUCGCGAAUACACUAUCGGCGAAGGUUUCCAAAUCACGUCCUGACGCUGACGUUCCAGAGUAUAUAAACACACUUCUACCUCAUUUGUUCCGACUAUGUCUCGAGGCUGCUAUUGUAAAUGACGAGCGAGUAUUCGCAGACAUUCGCCUCUUGCGUGUAGUCGCUCGUGUAAUAAGGUCACAAAACAAGUUUUUCAGUGGCUUGGACAGUGCUUAUCUCGGCGGACAAGUAAAAUCGGUCACGGGUGGGGAGUUCGCCUUUUCGUCAGAGGAAUUUAAACCCAUGGAUGCAGGAGCAAGUACUCGCCAACGCAACACGGUGCUACUCUAUGCAGCAGCACAUGUCCCGAUGAAAAGAGAUGUUUCUUUAGAUGCUAUCAGGCUAUCCGGGCGCCUCGCGGAUCUCAUAACUUGGUGCAGUUCUGAUAACUGCACACCAUCGCAGAGGGAGGCAGCGUCGCACGUGCUUGCUUCGUUGGUUAAUAAGCGCGCUGACGACAUCCCUGAAUUCUUAGACUAUCUGCUUGAUAACUAUUGGUCCAACGUUGUCUACAACCGUACCAUUUCUGUCGGCGACCGACGGAAUGCAGUGGCACUCUGGGCUUCGAUCACGAGAGCUUUACUCGUUCGAUCGCAUCCGUCCGCAAUGGUCCUUACCGACAAGCUUUUUAUUCUCAUCGACGACGGAGACGACGUUGGUUGGGAAGCUGCACACGCACUUGGAAUGCUAGCUACCAGGGAUGAAGUUCUCACGAAACGCAACCACGCGAUACUCAAGAUAUUGUAUGCACAGAAGUACCUCGACGCUGUGCUACCGAGGAUAUUAGAAGCAGCACAAGCUGUCACUGGAUCCAGGCGAGAGGCGGCAUACCUGGUCGCACUGGCAUCUGUGUUAAACGCAGUUCCUAAAGCCUUGUACCUAUCUCAAAUGCCAAAGUUAAUGCCACUUCUCAUCCGCGGCCUCGGCCUAGAAGACCCUGCACUCCGCGUAGAUAUCAUAAAUAUUUUGACGAACACCGUCGACGCUGCAUCGGACGAGAAGAGUUCCUUAACAACAUAUGCAUCUGCAUUGGUCCUUGUAAUGCUCAAGAACAGCAUGGUGGCAGAAAUGCCAGAUUCCAGAGUUCGCAUUGCAGCACUGAAAUACCUUGCCCUCCUACCGGGCGUGAUACGUUACGAUAUCCUCCAUCCUUACAAGGUUCAGGUACUGAAGGACCUUGGCAAGGUAUUGGAUGACCCACGGCGAGCGGUACGAAAGGAGGCAGUAGAUGCAAGGACUAAAUGGCAAGUUCAUACGCGUGUUUCCAGUCUUCGCACUAACUGACGAACCGCUUUAGGUAUAAGUAUACGGGAUGAACGAAUAUACUAGACAUAUGGGAAAGACCAUGCCGCUGACCGCUACGGCUACAGACUGCGCAAGCCAAUUUGCCGGAGGACCCAAUGGCCAGCCAUCGGAUGUCGCGGUAUAGUGGUAGCUACCAUACACGUUGUACUUGAGAGCAAAUAUUUAGGUUGGGCUAGAUGCCAUGCGAGCAAGUCAUUGCUAUUGGAAGGCGUAACUAAACAUGAAGUUGGGGUGCCUACAAAGUGCCUAGAGCCCUGCAAUGAAUUGCUGUAAUUUAUCACCUUGCUUGUGAACCUACAAAGCAAGAUCCCCUAGUCUUGGUUUCGUUCACAAAACGUACAC